AUGAGUGAUACAGUGUCUAACCUCUGGGCAGGCCUUGAUCCCGAAAUUGAUAGGCGCCUCAGAGAAAAGAUUAAGCCGAAUCCAGCAACUGGUGAAUUAGACGACGGGGAUAUUCUUAUGUACCUCAGAGAACUUGAGGACGACCCCGAUCUUCAAGCCAUGCUCGAGCACGGAAAUGCUGAACGAAAGAGACGCGAAGAGUCUAUCGACUUUGAUACUUUCGAUUUUGGUUCCCUGCCAUCCACGCCGUCGACAUGGCGCGUCACAUUGGAGCCUGGGGGACUCGUAGAUCCAGAAACGAAGUCUAUCGUCCGGCCGCACGAGGUUGACGCUUUUCCCGAUGCUCGACAGACGUUCCGGGUAACAGGGUGGGUGCCGUCACAGAAGAUGAGAUAUGUGGAGGACUUUGAGGAGCUUCCAAAGUCUGGUGAGCUGACUCUGUUCUUGAAAAAUCUUUUUGUCAUUCCGUUUGGCAAUUACCAACCCCAGACACCUGCCAACCUCAUCAUGUCCCACAAAUUCGCGCUGCACGAACAUGCUAUUGCGCCUUUCCUCGAUUCUAUCCCCUCCAUGUCGUGGCGCAUCGAAUCCCAGGACCAGGGCGCAUUCGUGAACGAUAUGGUCUACCAAAUAGCUUCACGGGACUACAAACGACACCUCGCAGCCGGCCUCAAAGCGAAAGAACGCGGGAACGAAUUCUUCAAGAACAACGACCGUCGGAGGGCUAUCGACGCGUAUACGGAGUCACUGAGGCGGUACGAGGAUGCGAUUGCGCAGAAGGUGAUGGAGCAUGAGAAGGCGGCGGUGUUUAAGCAUAUUGCGGUUGUGUGUGCGAAUAGGAGCUUUGCGUAUGUGAAGGAGGGGAUGGGGCCUGGGAGGGAUGUGGAGACUGGGAUUAUCGACGCGGAGAAUGCGAUUUAUGCGGAUAAGACGUAUUCUAAAGCUUACGCUCGCCUGGCUCGAGCGUACCAGGCGAAAGGCAACCUCAAAAAGGCGCAGGAGGCUAUUGUCAGGGGGCUCAAUGUGCCUCUUAUAGAAAACGAAGCCGUUUUAGUAGAAAUCUUGAUUGAACUUCAGACUGAAGGGAAAGGGCUUCCGGAGGACAAAGAGGAGUAUAGAGCAUGGGCUGAGAAGGUGUUGGCAGAUGAAAAUAUGCGAGGCGUGAAGGGCGAGUGGAGGAGGAGAAUAGAAGAGAGGCUCAAUUCUGACGCCUAA
This is a messenger RNA of Coprinopsis cinerea okayama7#130, 1215 nucleotides long. RefSeq lists its product as hypothetical. Gene Ontology annotation, molecular function: protein binding; molecular adaptor activity. The coding region runs from base 1 to 1215 and encodes 404 amino acids. The transcript has 5 exons. NCBI's taxonomy places the organism in Eukaryota, Fungi, Basidiomycota, Agaricomycetes, Agaricales, Psathyrellaceae. Gene Ontology annotation, biological process: post-translational protein targeting to endoplasmic reticulum membrane. The record is from RefSeq and is a predicted model, not a curated record. Gene Ontology annotation, cellular component: TRC complex; membrane.